Molecule: messenger RNA, 1011 nt
Organism: Paramuricea clavata
Lineage: Eukaryota; Metazoa; Cnidaria; Anthozoa; Malacalcyonacea; Plexauridae
Source: the annotation of a GenBank genome assembly
AUGCCAUCCAAGGUAUCCUUACACCCAUGGGAAUGGACCACUUCACCAUGGCAACGUGUAUAUAUUGAUUAUGCUGGUCCUUUUAAGGAUACUAUGUUCCUGGUGGUGGUCGACGCACACAGCAAGUGGCCAGAAGUAAUUCCUAUGAAGUCGACAACCGCAGCGAAGACCAUUGAAGUACUACGAAAUUUGUUUGCACGAUUCGGAAUCCCGGAACAGAUUGUCUCCGAUAAUGGCCCCCAAUUCGUCUCAGAAGAAUUCCGGUCGUUUAUGAAAUCUAAUGGAGUAAAACACAUCACCUCUGCCCCAUACCACCCUGCUACAAAUGGCCUUGCAGAAAGAUCAGUGCAAACAUUCAAACAGGCACUGCGUUCAAUGGAAGAAAGUUCGAAGCCAAUUCAAGAGAAGUUAGCAAAAUUUCUUAUAACCUAUAGAAAUACCCCACAUUCAACAACUGGAGAGAGCCCAGCACAACUUAUGCUUGGCAGGCCAAUACGGACACGUUUAGACUUAGUUAAACCUAAUCUGAACAGGAAGAUGGUGAUCAAACAACAGGAGCAGAGCAGGAAGUCGGCCAGUGCCAAGAACAGAGCAACACGACAGUUGGAAGUGGGAGACAUGGUAAUGGCACGUGAUUACCGAGGAAAUCUAAAGUGGAGAUCGGGAAAGGUCAUUGAAAGGAUCGGACCUUUGAUGUAUAAGAUCGAAGUGACAUCGGGCGUAAUCUGGCGCAGACAUAUUGACCAACUGCUGCCAACCGAAGUUAAACUAAGCACAAUACAGGACAGGGAGCAAACUGCAAAUAUGGGAGUAGUGCAGCCGGAAGUGAUAUCCAGUUCAAGUGAACAGACGUUGCCAAUAGUAACAGCAGACUUGCAAGUGCAACAGGGCUCCAGCACCCACGAACUUGUAAAUGAGAGCACUACAGAGACAUCAAUGCCUCUGGCGACAACGAGCGAACGAAGAUAUCCAGAAAGAGUGAGGAAACCACCUGUGAGACUUGAUCUUUAA